Messenger RNA from Osmerus eperlanus (European smelt), 2151 nucleotides. RefSeq names its product serine palmitoyltransferase, long chain base subunit 1 (gene sptlc1). NCBI's taxonomy places the organism in Eukaryota, Metazoa, Chordata, Actinopteri, Osmeriformes, Osmeridae. Gene Ontology annotation, molecular function: pyridoxal phosphate binding; serine C-palmitoyltransferase activity. The record is from RefSeq and is a predicted model, not a curated record. The transcript has 17 exons. Gene Ontology annotation, biological process: ceramide biosynthetic process; sphingosine biosynthetic process. Gene Ontology annotation, cellular component: endoplasmic reticulum. The coding region runs from base 51 to 1499 and encodes 482 amino acids.
GCUAAAUUGAAGAAGAAGUGGGAAACUGACGUUUUAUCACGUGGUGUAAAAUGGCGUCAGGGCAACAGUGGGUGCUAGUGGAAAUGGUGCAGGCAUUCUACGAGGCACCUGCUUACCAUCUGAUCUUGGAAGGGAUCCUUAUCUUAUGGAUCAUCAGACUCCUGUUUUCCAAAACCUACAAACUUCAGGAACGUUCUGAUCUUAAUGAGAAGGAAAAAGAGGAAUUGAUUGAAGAAUGGCAACCAGAACCUCUUGUUCCUCCUGUUUCCAAAGACCACCCUUCACUAAAUUAUGAUAUUGUAACAGGCCCACCAAGCCACAGAAUCAUUGUUAAUGGAAAAGAGUGCAUUAACUUUGCCUCAUUUAACUUCUUGGGUUUUCUCGACAAUGAGCGGGUGAUGCAAAAGGCCCUUGCAUCUCUCAAGAAGUAUGGUGUUGGUACUUGUGGCCCAAGAGGAUUCUAUGGAACCUUUGAUGUACAUUUGGAACUGGAGGAUCGCUUGGCCAAGUUCAUGCGAACAGAAGAGGCCAUUAUCUAUUCCUAUGGCUUUGCAACAAUUGCAAGUGCAAUACCUGCAUAUUCCAAGAGAGGGGAUAUAGUGUUUGUGGAUGAAGCGGCAUGCUUCUCUAUACAGAAGGGCCUUCAAGCCUCCCGCAGUUUCAUCAAAUACUUCAAGCACAAUGACAUGGAUGACCUUGAGCGACUCCUCAAAGAGCAGGAGAUUGAGGAUCAGAAGAACCUUCGGAAAGCUAAAGUAACCAGGAGAUUUAUCGUAGUUGAGGGGCUGUACAUAAACACAGCAGAUGUGUGUCCUCUCCCAGAACUGGUAAAGCUGAAAUACAAGUACAAAGUACGCAUCUUCUUGGAGGAGAGCGUGUCAUUUGGUGUACUUGGCAAGCAUGGACGUGGGGUUACCGAACACUUUGGGGUCAAUAUUGACGAUAUAGACCUUAUCAGUGCAAACAUGGAAAACGCUGUGGCCUCUAUAGGUGGCUUCUGCUGUGGAAGGUCGUUUGUCAUAGACCAUCAGCGUCUGUCAGGUCAGGGAUACUGUUUCUCUGCCUCCCUACCCCCGAUGCUUGCUGCUGCUGCCAUUGAAGCCCUCAACAUCAUGGAGGAGGACCCGGGUAUUUUUUCUGUACUGAGGGAAAAGUGCAAACAUGUCCACUCUGCAUUGCAGGGCAGGGGAUUUCUUGGAAUUGCAACAAACAGAACACCUGGUCUGAAGGUGGUUGGGAAGUCUUUCGCCCCUGCACUUCACCUGCAGCUGGAGAGAAGCUCUGGAUCCAGAGAGACUGAUGUGAAAACUCUCCGCAACAUUGUAGAUUAUUGUUUGGACAGACAGGUGGCGCUCACCCUGGCUCGGUACCUAGAGAAAGAAGAGCGAUUCCUCCCUCAACCUACCAUUCGUGUGGUGGUAACUAUCGAGCAGACAGAAGAUGAGAUUGAGAAAGCUGCAUCCUGUAUCAGGGAAGCAGCUCUGGCAUUACUCAAAUGAUUCCCUGUUCCGACUGCAACGGAACCUGGAUUUCUCAACCGUCUUGUUUUCAAAAAGCUUGUGUUAAUGUGAACAAGAUUUCCUAUUUUGACCAAAGGCAGACCUUGAAUAUUCCUGCUCCAUGAUAUAUUUUUCUUACUGUCUUUUGGCUACUACUGAAUAUUCUUUUUCAAGGGGUCACUAAUUUAAAGUUUAUUUAGUUUAAAUUCAUGCAUCUCAUACCACUUGAACUGAUAUUACAUUUUACUUUAUUUUACAUAAGUUAGCCUAGGCCAUUUUUUAUUACUUUGUUAAAUGUUGUUCAUGAAUAAUCGAUUUCAAAUCGAUUUGUUUGCAAUUUAACUGCCAUUGUUGAAUCACAGGAUUGUUACUCAAGUCUUUGUUUUCAAGUCUUGUGCAAAAUGUGGUGAUUACAUAAAUGUUAUGCUUGCAGAUUUUUCUGCUUUAAUCAACUUGCACUAUUGUAGACUAAUGGACAUCAAUCUCUAUUUCACCCUAAAGCCAGCUUUAUAGCCAUUAUUACUUUGUAUAGGCUAUCACAAUUUUAAGCCUAUUGUACGUUGCAUACAAAAUGCAGUUUGUGCCUUUGUGUUGCUGCUAACCUAAUGAAUGAAUAUUAGUCAAAUAAAUUGGGCAAAGUGGGUGGUUAGCC